Messenger RNA from Centruroides sculpturatus (bark scorpion), 1232 nucleotides. RefSeq lists its product as uncharacterized. Bases 103 to 1038 code for a protein of 311 amino acids. The record is from RefSeq and is a predicted model, not a curated record. The transcript has 14 exons. NCBI's taxonomy places the organism in Eukaryota, Metazoa, Arthropoda, Arachnida, Scorpiones, Buthidae.
CGCUCUUCUUCCUUAUGCAGUUAUUAAUUCGGACGCAGUGGCGUAACUAACUACGUUGUUGUUUAAAAAAAAUCCGCCAUUUUAAUUUAUAAAGAGAUAAAAAUGAGUUCUGAUACUGAUUGUGAACAACAGGAAACAGUAUCGAGGAAGAAAAAAUUCAAACGGCGCCGAAAAUGUCGUAAAGAAAAUUGCAUUCCGGAGUGCAGAAAAAACGAUUCGACAAAUUCUGUACCCGUUAGAGGCACGCGUCGCUGUUACUCGGAUUUCAUCACUCAGCAACGUCUAACUCGACGUCUUGGCAUUUAUUGCAGAGGAAAGAAAUCAAACACGGUAACUCGCAGUUGCGAAUUUGAAAUGUCAGACGAAACUAGAGCUAGAACACAACAAGAUCUGAAUAGAAUAUUGGAUUUUUGGGCGGAGAAAACUCUUAAUUCUGCUAAAGUUAAUAAUUCAAAAAAUGAUUUAUCGAAUAGGUUGUACUCUGAAAAGAAUUCUGAUGAAAAAUUACAUGAAUCUGAUUCAACCCCAAAUAGCUUUCAACAUGAAAUCUCAUCAACUCCCUUAAAUACACAAAGGAAAUCUCCAUGUUCUACGUUAAUUCCUAGUACUACUCUGAAUGCACCACUUAAAGAAAUUUUAGGAAGAUUUCAAAAAGUUAUGUCGUCAAAAUGCGAUCAAUAUUUCUUAAGAGAGAGUAUUCAGGAAAACAUCAGAAAGAAAUUAAUGAAUAUGUACUGUACGAACAAAACCCAGGAUAAUUCUAGUCAAACAAGUUCACCAAAUACGGAUUACUCCCAAGCUAAAUAUCGGAUUACAGAAAACUCAUUACUUUCUGCCGGAUCUGAAAAAUUAUUGUUAAAGUCAAAUAGUGUUGAUGUUAAUAUCAGUUAUCGCGAAGAUAACUGUUGCAAAACAGAUAAUGAAUUAAUUCUCGGGACAUGUGAAAUGAAUUCACAACUCCAAUCGGAAUGUCUGAAUGCUUUCGGUAGUUUGAAUAGUGAUAAAUCCGAUUUAGCUGUAAGUACGAUUUUAAUAUAAGCUGCAUUUUCUUCUAAACACAGUUAUUAUUGUUUUAACGAUGGCAAAAUCUUUCAAGCAUUAAUAAGAUUAUUAUUAUUGGAUUUGUAGUGUCUCGCCUGGAUUGGUUGGAUGCAUUAGAAAAGAGUUAUUCCUCACCUGCAGCAUCUCCAGAAGCAAUUAAAUUUUCUGAAGCAGCUAAUUUUACCGAUCUU